CAGUUGUGGCAGGGCUCAGUGCAUUGCUGCUCCUGGGCGCUCCUCAUCUUGGAUUGAAAAUUGAGGGCAGCAUGAUUUGGCUACUGAAACUCAUCCUGAUGCCAGGAUUACUGGGUUAUUUUUUGGGUCUGAAUGACUCAAUUGUUUCCUCCCUUGAGCUAGCAGUCCACGUGGGUGAUUCAGCCCUGAUGGGAUGUGUUUUCCAGAGCACAGAAAAGAAACGUAUGACCAAGGUAGACUGGAUGUUCUCGCCAGUGAAGCAUGCCAAGGAUGAUUAUGUGCUGUACUAUUAUGCCAACCUCAGUGUGCCUGUGGGACGCUUCCAGAAUCGCGUGCGCUUGGUUGGGGACAUCUCACACAGUGAUGGUUCUCUUCUGCUCCAAAAUGUGGAAGAGGCUGACCAGGGGAUAUAUACCUGUGAAAUUCGCUUUGAAAUGGAGAGCCAUGUGUUCAAAAAACCAAUGGUGCUGCAUGUACUACCAGAGGAGCCCAAAGAGCUCACAGUUCACGUGGGUGACUCAGCCCUGAUGGGAUGUGUUUUCCAGAGCACAGAAGAGAACCUCCUGACCAAGGUAGACUGGUUGUUCUUGCCAGAGGAGCAUGCCAAGGAGGAGAUUAUGUUGUGCUAUUACACCAAAAAAGUACCUGGGGGGUACCGCCAGUAUGGGGGCCGCUUCCAGAACCGUGUAAACCUGGUGGGGAACACUGCCCUCAAUGAUGGCUCCAUCAGGCUCCAAGGAGUGAAGGAAUCCGACAGAGGAAGCUACACCUGCACUAUCCAUCUGGGGAACGUGACAUUCAGAAAAACCAUUGUGCUACAUGUGAUUCAGAAAGAGCCCCAAACAUUGGUGACCCCAGUAGCUUUCAGACCUGAGAUCCUGGGUGGUAAUCAGCUGGUGAUCAUUGUGGGGAUCAUUUGUGUCACUAUCCUGCUGCUUCCUGUUCUGAUACUGAUUGUGAAGAGGACUUCCGGGAAUAAGAGCUCAGCAACUUCCACAACCCUGGUAAAAAGUCUGGAGAACACAAAGAAGGCUCACGCAGAGAACCAUGUUUAUUCCUCAAUAACUACACAGGAGGUGAUGGAGAAAGAAGAACCAAGUGAAAAAUCAGAGGCCACCUACAUGACGAUGAACCCAGUUUGGCCUUCUCUGAGGUCAGAACCAAGUAACCCACUUGAGAAAACAUCAUCUGGGGUAAUGCUAAAAACAGAGCAAGCCUUUUAAGAAGAAAAGAGUUCCCUUCAUCUUUAGGGAACCCUCCUCUGUGUGUCCUGAGUUGCUGCAUCAGUUUUUGCAGACCCCCACCGUCCUACUUGUCCUCCUGCCUCCUCGGUUGGUCAAGGGCUGACAAUGGAGGGCUCAGAGCCUGGAAGAAGGAUGGGGCAGCUCUGGAGGAAUAGGCCCUGAUGAGGGGAGCGUGGACUUGGUCCCUCUGGAGUGGGACACUGGCCCUGGGGACCCUGGCUGAGUUGCCAUAGCAGCGUCAAGCGUUCCAUCCGACCCUCAGCUUGGAUGGCAUUCUUUGUGGAUGAAUUACUGGGAAGAAUCACAGAAAUAAAAACCAACCUAAAUGAUUCCUUUG
Molecule: messenger RNA, 1581 nt
Organism: Pteronotus mesoamericanus
Lineage: Eukaryota; Metazoa; Chordata; Mammalia; Chiroptera; Mormoopidae
Gene: JAML
Product: junction adhesion molecule like
Exons: 10
Coding region: 72-1223 (383 amino acids)
Biological process (GO): neutrophil extravasation; neutrophil chemotaxis; monocyte extravasation
Cellular component (GO): plasma membrane
Molecular function (GO): cell adhesion molecule binding
Source: RefSeq, a predicted model, not a curated record